Molecule: messenger RNA, 4488 nt
Organism: Lytechinus variegatus (green sea urchin)
Lineage: Eukaryota; Metazoa; Echinodermata; Echinoidea; Temnopleuroida; Toxopneustidae
Product: arylsulfatase B-like
Exons: 7
Coding region: 743-2500 (585 amino acids)
Source: RefSeq, a predicted model, not a curated record
CUGGUUCGACCCUCGCAUUAAGACGCAUGGAAACAAUCAGCAGACAACCGAGAGCUGCAUGGUCGAAGUUAGGAAAAGCGCGCGCAACCAAAAAUCGCCGCACGAAAGCGUCUGCUAAUGUUUGGGUGCUCGUGUGUAGUGGGUGGGAGAACAUGUUAAAUGAUCGGUUGUUAGUGAGGAUGUGACGCGAUGAAGAUAUCAAAUUAAUUACAUCGUGAUCUGUUCCGAUUCUUCUCUUUCAGUCGCAUGUUUAAUCCAGAAUGUUGAUUGUUGAGACUCCUGUUUGCCGAGAGGUGCAGUUGAGCGACGAAGCAAGGAGCUGACCUGGACGCCGGGAGAGAACGAUCGGAGAGGCAGCGGGCGUGCUGUGCUGCGGAUCGUGGGCGAGGUUGGCUAGCCAGGGAAGGAGGAUGCUUGAUUAUGAUGUCAAAGGGUUCGUUCUUGUUUGACACUGUCUCAGAAUUAUUGGAUGUGGAUCAUUCUGAUGACACGGCUUUCGGCGCUGCUCAGCAAGAUACCAUUCGGAUGACAUUACAAUAAGCGACACAUUACCGCGAUAUCCCCUAUCUGCUUUGGUGCAGACGAUCGAGCUGCACCGGUUUCAUCAGACCACAGCCAUCUCCUCCUGCUGGUCUUUUUGUCACUCUUUACUUUCGAGUGAAGUUCAUUAACCGGUCCUGUUGUGUCUGCGAAUUGCUGACAGGGAGUUAUUUUAGGAUUUACUUGGCACGGACUUCCAAAAAUGAGGAUCCAAUUCCGGCGGUGUAUUCGUUCAGUCUCUGUCGUUUUAUUUUUUCAUCUUGUGUUCUUGGACCAGUACGUGGCCUUCGCCAACGGAGCUAGAGCUAGGGCUAGUUCCAGGAGCAGGACUAAUGGAAGGAGGACUCAAGAAAGGCCCGCCUCAAGGACGAGUUCUACCAUAACUUUGAGCGCUGGAAGUGUAUACCCUGAUAUUUACGCGAAUGGGAAAAAGACGAAAAACGAGCCAAAAUCGGAGAAAAAGAAACAACCACCAAAUGUUAUAUUAAUAAUCGCAGAUGAUUUAGGCUAUAAUGAUGUUGGAUAUCAUGCGAAAUAUGGCCAAUCGUUAAUUAGAACUCCUAAUAUCGAUCAGAUGGCUUACAGUGGAGUUAGGCUGGAAAAUUAUUACGUACAACCGGUAUGUACACCAACACGAAGCCAACUGGUCACCGGGAGAUACCAGAUUCAUACGGGAAUGCAGCAUUUAAAUCUUUUCCCUGGUCGACCACGUUGCCUCCCCCUCGAUGAGACUACUAUCGCCCAAGCUAUGCAGAAACUGGGUUAUUCCACUCAUGCCGUGGGGAAGUGGCAUCUCGGAUACGCAUGGAAGGAUUGCUUGCCGAGUAGGCGUGGUUUUCAGUCGUUCUUCGGUAACGUGAUGGGCUCGGCGGAUCACUGGUCUCACAACAAGACCUCUAUCUUUGAAAAUCAGAAAGUGAAUGGCAAAUCGAUGUAUUACAACGAACGGAUAUACUGGAAACACGAAGGGACAUUCUCAACUACACUAUACACCAACAGAGCGAGACAGAUUAUCAGAAAACAACCUAGAAAUAAGCCAUUGUUUCUAUAUCUAGCCUAUGAGGCCGUUCACACACCGCUCAAUGUUCCUGAUCAGUAUUCCAGGCCUUACGAAGGUAUCAUCGGCAACUCCAAACGGCAAAAGUACGCAGGACUGGUCAAUAUUUUGGACGAAGCGGUCAAGAACAUCUCGGAAGCUCUCAAAUACAACGGGUUAUAUGAUAACAGCGUCAUAAUAUUCACCACAGAUAAUGGCGGGAGAGCCAGGCCGCGAUCCGUCGGUAACAACUGGCCCCUCCGUGGGGGUAAGAGCACGCUCUGGGAAGGUGGUAUCAGGGGUGUGGGGUUCGUCCACAGCCCCCUUAUACAUUGGGAUCUUCGAGGCACGGUCAACAGACAGUUGAUCCACGUUAGCGACUGGUUCCCGACCAUCGUCAAAGGAAUCGCUGGCGGGAAGCUGGUGACGAAUAAGCCUUUGGAUGGUGUCAACCAAUGGAAAACGAUAUCGAAAGGAGCUGAAUCCAAUCGCCGGGAGAUCUUACAUAAUAUUGAUCCUAUUUACCCCGCUGCACUCUGGACCAGAGAGAAUGAGAGAGACUUUGGUCCUCUCAACAACCUUCCCUUCAAUGCUACAAUGAGAGCUUCUAUACGAGUCGGAAAUUGGAAACUUUCGACGGGUUUACCACACGAGGAUUUCUGGGAACCUCCACGCGAGUCAUCACUGCCCUACGAACCGAACGAUAUACGAUGGAGCACACCGGUACGAUUAUAUAACAUCAAGAAAGAUCCUAAUGAGAGACAAAAUGUCGCGCCAUACCAGAAGAAAGUAGUUUACCGUCUUCUAAAGCGUCUCCAAGAUUACCAGAACACUGCUGUCACUCCUCUUCUACUUGGUGAAAAGGAUGAUAGAGGGAACCCCAAGUAUCACGGUGGGGCUUGGGUUCCUUGGAUGGAUAGAUGAGGGCGCCCCACUUCAAGAACCAUGGACGGUAUAGACAUAUUAAUCGCACUUCCGUGAAGACAUGCAAUUCCAAACCUAUUUUACCAUAACACACGUCAGCUGAUUAAGGAUGCUUUGUGUUGUUCAGGUACGACAUAAACUCUUGUGAUGAUAGUUGCGUAUUACCCUCAGUGAUUAAAUUCCCAACGUAUUCUAUCCUGAAGCAGUCCUUUUGUAAGUCAUUAAGCUUUCCAUAGUGUUGAUUCUUCUGAAGGCCAAAAGCAAGUUGUCUCUAAAUUUUUUUAUGAAUGAGAUCAUAUUUGCUUCUAUCCAGGCAUCACUGUCCCUAAGUUUGGGACCAGUGCAUUCCUGGCAAAAUGUCUUUCGGAUUGAAGGUGAUUUACGCUAUAAACACGUAGAUUCUACAAUGGCUUGUGCUCAACCAUGCCCAAUUACUGGUGAGCAUUAUCUAUACUGUGUAAAUUAGAAGAAAGUAACGUCUAUUCGAGGGUCUUAAAUGUCAAUGACAUUUAAAUAUGACCACUGCGUAACAUCUCUACCGAUUUGUUGUAAGAUUACGCAAUGGUCGAUUAUCUAAUUCGAUUUAUCCUGAAGAUGGUAAGCUUAUACCAAGUACUGUACUAGGUCCUUGUCAGGACCUUCCAUUUUGAAGAAUCAAUGGCGACCUAAUGUAUUAUACCCCUGGUAUAGGUCCCCAGGAUAAUGCCACCCCUUCAAACUAUUGAAGACGUGGGUAAUUAAAAGCAGAAAAUCACCACUUUUUACUAAGAUAAACAUGAUGAUACGGAUGGCUUUUCUGGCUAUCAAUCAUAUCAACUAGAUUCAACUUUAAAAGAUCGUUUUCCAUAUAUAUAUUUUCCAUCUCUACUGCCCCCCCCCCCUGGUUCCCCGAUUGGCGUCCCGUUCCCUUGCAUAACAUACCCAGCUGUUGUGGAAUAUGUAUCGUGGUUUGCCUUGAUGCACCAUGUAUCAAUGUAGAAAAUGAACAGAAGAAUCAAUGGAAUAGAACAUGAUGAUCUGGGGAGCGUUUUGUCAAUAUUUUCGUCCGAAAGGUUGUUGUCAAAUUUGACAACUCUCCUUGAUUUUGAUUGGCUAAAAACUACUGUUCCUAUGGUAACUGUCAGAUAAAACCGACUUUGUCCGAUUUAAAGUCCGAUAAGUCCUUUCAUGAAACGCUCCCCAUGAUAGUAUUCCUCAUCCACAGCUUCUGUCACCAUGGUAACACCCUUACACAUCUUUAACUCGUUCAAUAUUUACAUUUUGUUUCAGUUGAUUUCAUCAAUCUUUUUUAUCAAAAGGAGAUUUACCUAAAAUGGGUUCGGUGUAAAAUUGGCAGAGGGAAAAAUGGCUGCAGAGGUAAAAUGUCGAAGUAUGAAACUGCACAGAUAAAAAUGGCAGAGGUAUAAUGGCAUAGCUAAAAAUCGUAGAGAUGAUGAUGACAGAAGCAAUAAUGGCAGAUCUAAAAGAGCCAAAGGUUCGAAAUAAAAAUGGUUUUGAAAUACCUGUGCCAUUUAUGCUCUGCCAUUUUUACUUCUUCUAAUUUUACCUUUGCAAUUUUUACCUCUACCAUUUUCACCUUUGCCAUUUUUGCCUCUGAUAUUUUUACCUCUGCCAUUUUUGCCUGGCAUCUUAAAAAGACCCAAGACGACGAUCAUAUUUAUUGGAUGUAUUAUUUAGCGCGAGAUCUUGUGUUUGUAAUUUUCAAACCAUGAAAAUGUGUCAAUAUUUCCAUGGUAUAGGACAUAGUAAAUUUGUUUGAUUCCAUUAUUUUAUUUCAUUCUAACCACCUUCGUUUUCUCACAUUUUGUAAUUAACUGUAUUCGCUGUUUUCCUCUUUUAAUAUACUUAACAAAGUAAUUGUAAAAACGAUAUUUAUUUGAUAAUUAUGAUAUAAGGGAUUCGUGUGACAUGAUGAUAGCAGCAUUGGUAGAUAUAAAAGAUAAUCAUGAUAAUUAUGUAAGUCACAUAAAUAAAUCAGGUAAAUUCUA